CUCUUUUUCACCAAUGAACUAUAACGAAAGUAUUAUAUAUUAAUUUUAAAGCAGUAAAUUAAUGUAUGUUAAUUAUCUAAUAACAUAUUGCACAUAAUUCGUCCUAGUCAGAGAAUAAUAAAAAUAACUUGUGUAUAUUUAGUGAGGAUUAUUAAACGUUACAAAGUAUUGACUAAUAGAUUAUUAAAGUAUAGUCGAUAUGAAUACAAAUAUAUUACCAAUAUAAAUUUUGUAACAUUAAGAUAUUAUUGUCUUAAAAAGUUUUCCACUUUCGCGUCCCUCUCUAAAAUACAUUUAUAAAGAUGGCUUUUAGAAGAAUGAAUGUAGUUUAAAAUUAAAAUGUUCAGUAUGUUUGACAACUGGUUAACGUUUAUAAAGAAUGCCAAAAACACGCGCAAUUAAUUGAAAACAUUUUCUUCUUUUCUUGAUAUUAAUCUGUACUAUUCAUGUCGUUUUUGACAAUGACAUUUUAGUCAUGUAGGUUCUAUAUUUGUACUUUAACUUAAAUUUUUCAAAAUAAUUGAAAGUAUACAAAUAAAGCCCACUAUAUACGUUUAAUUUUAUAUUUUGUUGGAAUUAUAUCAACACAAUGAGUCUAAUUAGAAAGGCCAGAACAUGGUGUAAUUUUGAUUUUGAAGAAAAUGCACCCCCAAAAAAAUUGAUUAAGAAUCCUAAACAAUAUGAAGAUACAUUAGAUGAGAAACGAAAUACACUAAAAGUGUCAGAAAAAUGUAACAAUGCAAUUAGUGUAAUUAAUAUAGAUCACAGAAAUUGGAUGAAAAAUUUUGAUCCUGUAGUAGUGGAAGAUUUGGCUAUUCACAAUAAAAAAAUUCAAGAAAUUGAAGAAUGGUUAAAAUGUAGUACUGGGAAAAAUCAAAGUGACAUACUACUUAUGACAGGUCCCGUGGGGUCUGGGAAAACUAUUACUGUUUAUACACUUGCAGCUAAACAUAACAUUAAAGUUACAGAAUGGAUUACACCUCUUGACAUUGAUUUGCUUUCUGAGUAUGGUGAUUAUGAAUUUAAAGAAAAACAAUCAACAAAGUUUCUAGAGUUUAUAAUAAAAGCUGCCAAUUUUACCUCAUUACUAGACAAUAAUGAUAGAAAAUUGGUAAUAGUUGAGGACUUUCCAAAUACUUUUUUGAGGACACCUUCAGAGUUCACAGAUGUUUUACAGCAGUAUAGACACAGAGCAAAAUCACCGAUAGUAUUUAUAUGUUCAGAAUCUCACUCAGACAACAAAAACACUGCUUUGAAUAUUUUUACAGCAAAUUUGAAAGAACAAUUUUGUAUACACCAUAUUGUAUUUAACAGUGUAUCAACAACAGGUCUAAAGUCUGCUUUAAAAAGAGUAUCAGAAAUAAUAAGUAAAAAACACAAGGCAAUAUAUAACAUCCCUUCUCCAGAUAUGAUAGAUUGUGUUGUGAAUUCUUCAGGUGGUGAUGUAAGAUCAGCAGUUUUAAAUUUACAUUUUGCAUGUCUAAAAGGGUCAAACAUGGAUUUAGAAACAAGUAUUGUAAUAGAAAAAGAGACUAAAAGUAAAACUAAAAAGAAAAAGCAAUCUAGUAAAUUUUUAUCACUUGGUAAAGACCAAACUGUAAACAUUUUACAUGGCGUUGGUAGAGUGCUGAAUCCAAAAGUGGUUAACACAGAAAAAGGCAAUCAAUUAACACACUCGCCAAAAGAUGUAAUAGAACAAUUUCUAAGUCAACCUUCAUCAUUUAUAAACUUUUUAGAAGAGAACUAUUUGCCUCAUUUCUCUUGUUCCGAUCACACUUGCAAAGCUGCAAUGGCGCUCAGUGAUGCAGACUAUAUGCUAGCUGAAUGGAAAGAAAAAAUGUGCCAAGAAUAUGGAUUGUAUACUGCAGUGGCUGGUGUAAUGCUAGCUAACAAAGCUCCCAUAUCAGCAUGGAAUCCAGUUCGCGGACCAAAGAAUAUGAAAAUUCAAUACCCAUCACCUCAGGAAUUACGACUCGAUAUUAAUUACCUAUACAAAGGGAAGGUGUUGGUUAUGGAUUAUCAGACAUACAGCAAAAUAAUUGGAACGAAAGAAUCGUUAGAACAGAACAAUAUCCUUAUAGAGUUUUAA
Achroia grisella is the source of this 2089-nucleotide messenger RNA. RefSeq names its product cell cycle checkpoint protein RAD17 (gene Rad17). Lineage: Eukaryota; Metazoa; Arthropoda; Insecta; Lepidoptera; Pyralidae. Gene Ontology annotation, molecular function: chromatin binding. The transcript is spliced from 10 exons. Bases 590 to 2089 code for a protein of 499 amino acids. Gene Ontology annotation, biological process: DNA repair; mitotic DNA replication checkpoint signaling; DNA damage checkpoint signaling. The record is from RefSeq and is a predicted model, not a curated record.